Molecule: messenger RNA, 2238 nt
Organism: Tetrahymena thermophila SB210
Lineage: Eukaryota; Ciliophora; Oligohymenophorea; Hymenostomatida; Tetrahymenidae
Exons: 3
Source: RefSeq, a predicted model, not a curated record
AUGUUUAGUAGGAUUUGUGGAAGAGUUUUAAAAAAUUCAAGCCUUUUUAAGUAAGGCACAAAUAGUGAAAAAACUACUACACUAAAUUUCUAACUUAAGAGUUGGUUUGCGCGUAAAGCUAGUCCAAAAUUUGGAUAAAAUGCUAAAAAAAGCGAUGAAUAAGAUUAAACUAAAGGUUAAAAUAAUGAAAAACCAAAUAGAAUUUUAACCAGAAAAGAGUAAAUUAAUUUAUUAACAGAAAUAAGCACACGAGAUAAAGAGCUAACAAAAGAUGAAAUAAAAAGUUUGAUGUAGCAAGAUUAGAGAGAUAGAGAUAUGUCGGUUAAUAUUAUAAAUGAAGCAAGUUUUAGUGAAUAUGAUAAGCACUUAGAUAAGAUGAUAGAAAAGAGAAUAGAAGAAGGUAAAAGUGCAAAUGAUAUAGUUAAAGAAAUUCUAGGUCUACAAAAAACUUAAAAGACAAUUGGAUUCAGUUAAGAAUAUCAAGAUUAAAUAAAUUAAGCAAAAGAAGAAUCUAAAAACUACAACAUAUUUUAAUCCGAUAAAGGUUUUCAAAAGUAAGCAUCAAGUUAUGAGCAAUUCUAUGAUAUUUUAUAAGAAAAUUAAGACAAAGUAGAAAAGUUAUCUUUAACUGAACUACCAUUCAAAGAAUAAUUCAAAUUGAAUCGUAAAUUAACUGAAUCUGAAAAAUUUGAGAUUCAUUCUAAGGCUGCUGCUGUAGGUAAUUAUGUAUCUAACCCAUUUGCUGAUAGAAAGAAUAUUCCAAAGGAAAUGCUUGAAUUUAGGGUUUUUGAAUAAGGAAAUCCUGAUAGACUUACUUAUACUUAAAAGCGUGAUUUAUUAGCAGAAGUUUAAGAAUCAGCUAUUGAUAGAUAUGAAGAGUAGAAAUUAGAAAAAAUAAAGAAAAAGACAAUUCUAGCUCAGAAGUUGCAUGCAGCUGAGAUAGAUUAAAAAGAAGAUAAAAGAUUUAGAGAUCUUGUAGAAGUUGAUUCAAAGAAUACAGAAUUGCAAGUUGAAGCUCCUACAGAUAAAGAAAAGAGAUAGUUAAAAAGAGAUUUCGCUGAUCCUAGAAGAAAUAGUUUCCUUGUAUAAGAAAAAAAAUUAGAAAACAGUUUAUAAAAGCUUGGUAUUAAUAAAUAUGAUCCUGAAGAUGCUGAAGAUUAUGAAGUCAUGGCUGAUAUCAGUAAGGAGGAUUUGUUUAUUUAAAAGAAGCUUUCAGAAGAAAAUGCAGAGUUUAAGAAGAAAGUAGAAAGACGUAAGAGAAUUUAAGAGGUUAGAAAGUUUGAAUAAAAAUUGAAUGAAGUUUAAUUCAAAGAUGUUGACUAUACAGAUCCAUCACAAAACUUCAAGGGUUAGAAUGUUCCUUAACACUCAAUCUACACAGAUAUACCUGAUUUGCAAAAAUUAAAAGAAUUAGCUUAAAAGUACAACGAAAUGCAAGUAUAAGACUCAAGAUGGGAUAUCCAUAAAAAGAGGAGUAUGAAGCAACUUUCUUAAUAUAUUAGAGGCUAGCUAACUGGAAAUAAAGGAAAUUUAGAGAGUGUAACACUUUUUAAACCUAUUUAAGUUGAUAAAAUUAGCUGCAAUGAAGCUAUGACUGUAAUUUAUGUCUUUUGGUAACUUUUAUAAGAAGAAAAUAGUUUUGAUCAGGCUGUUAGAUAGUUAAGUUUGGAAUAAUAAGCACUUUAUAAAUACAAGAGUAUGGUUAAUAGAAUUCAUACUGAAAAACAGUUAGAAUAUAAGUAGAAAAUGGAAGAAAAGAUUAAUGUUAGAUUGAAUAAGUUUGCUAAAUAUUUUUCUGGCAUGAUAUGCAGAGAUUUAGGAUUUAAGUAUGGCCCUGAGGUAAGAUUUGCAAUUAGCACCAAAGAAGAAAAGUAAGCAGAACUUAAAAAAGAAAUAUCAGAUGUCAUUCCUGAAAUAAUGAAAAAGAAGUUAUUUGAAAAGUUUGAAAAAGGAGAAAUUGAUUCGAAAGUUCAUAAAGGUAAAUUAGCUCUAGACAUUGACUAAGCUGUUAUAGAUUUGGAGUCAAAGCUGGAAGAAAGAAUGCAAUCAGAUUAAACGCUAAUUGCUUAAGUCAAGGCUCGUCAAAAAUUAUAGAAAGACGAGCAACAAAAGAAAUUAACAAAAGAACAAAGAAAAUAAAUUAGAAAUAAAAACAACAAAGACGAAUUUGGAAAGAAAAAGAAGAAAAAAAGAGAAAACAAACAGAAGAAAUUUUGGGAUUCAUUAGAUGCCUAUUGA